Messenger RNA from Fulvia fulva, 912 nucleotides. RefSeq lists its product as uncharacterized. The record is from RefSeq and is a predicted model, not a curated record. Lineage: Eukaryota; Fungi; Ascomycota; Dothideomycetes; Mycosphaerellales; Mycosphaerellaceae. The transcript has 3 exons. Bases 1 to 912 code for a protein of 303 amino acids.
AUGCCAAGGACCACAGCAGACAUGGCUUCAUUCUACCGCAAGCAGUGCCUCACAUGCGACGAGAGCUUCGACGCCCAAGUCGACCGUGCCUAUCAGGACAUCUGCCCCAAGUGCCAAAAGUACAUGGAUGCGACAGAGCCAAAGACUGAUGACGAGCGCAAGAUGAACGACUACAUCCAGGGCCUCAACGACAAUGCCUUGGGAGCCGUGGGCAUGGGCGGCUACUUCUCAGGACUCGAUCGCGCACAGCAUCAGCAGGCUUCCGCCCAGCAUGAGCAAACACCGCUCCGCGCACCGGCCCCUUUCCAAGCACCCGAGACCUCGACAGAAAUGCCAGAGACCCCACGCAUGCUCUAUCCGAAUCCAUUGAGCCCAAUGAAUGCAAGCGCCGCCAACUUCAACCCGGGCAUGACCUACCCAAACCCAUUGAACACGAUGACUGUAGGCGCCGCGAACGUCAACACCGGCAUGCCCGCCACAUAUCCCAUGCCCGUUGGCGCCCAGCAACAUCAGCAGCCACCGCUUCGUGAACCAGUGCCGUUCCCAGCAGUCGAGGCCCCGACCAACAUGCCACAGCAACCACGCGUGGCCUGGCCGGCUCCAACACCACAGGGCUGGAAUGCGAUCAACGCGGGCGCCCCCGCCGCCGACUUCGGCAUUGACAUGCCAUACGCUAUGCCAGGUACUGCCCAGCAGGGCGCCCCGCCUGCGGCUCCCAGCAUGAUGUCGCCACCAGCUGAGGGUCAGGAGGAUGUGCCGGUCGCUAAGACUCCCAAGAAGGGCGGAAAGAAGCGCAUGGUGUGCCGCCACUGCCGGAAGGACAUGCCGAUCACUAAGCACAAUGAUGGUGUGAAUUGCACUAGGUGCUACAACAAGAUCCGGAAGUAUGCUGAGCGGGAAGACAAGUCUUGA